GACGGUACGUAGUAAAAAAGGGCAGGCCGACUGGUGAGAUUACAGCGCUCGUCGCUAUUUGAUACGCGAUAAAUGCUACAUUUGCAAACGAGCAGGUUUAUUUUUGAAAAUUCCCACUAUAUAUUGCGUAAUAACGUAUUUAGAAAUUGAUUUGUAGGUGAAUGCACGUAUAGUCAUAUUGAAUUAACGUUAGUACAGAAACGAACGCACUCCGACCAAAGCUAACGCUGCAAAAUGCGAGGUGGCUCUUAUGGAGACCGAGACAGGGACAGGGACCGAGACCGUGGUCGAGACAGACCACGGUUUGGGGCACCAAGUGGUCGAAGCAGUGGCCCUCCACCUAUGAAGUUUGGAAAUCCAGGGGAGCGACUUCGUAAAAAGAGAUGGAACCUAGAUGAAUUGCCCAAGUUUGAAAAGAAUUUUUAUGCUGAACACCAAGAAGUGCAACGAAUGACUCAGUACGAUGUUGAAGAGUUUCGCCGAAAGAAGGAGAUCACACUUCGAGGCUCUGGAUGUCCACGACCUGUGACAGCUUUUCACCAGGCUCAGUUUCCCCAAUAUGUGAUGGAUACUUUGAUGCAGCAGAAUUUCAAAGAGCCCACAGCCAUCCAGGCUCAGGGUUUCCCUGUGGCUUUGAGUGGCAGAGACAUGGUGGGCAUUGCUCAGACUGGUUCUGGGAAGACACUGUCUUAUCUUCUCCCUGCUAUUGUGCACAUCAAUCACCAGCCAUACCUGGAGAGGGGUGAUGGUCCAAUUUGUUUAGUGCUUGCACCUACGAGAGAGCUGGCCCAGCAAGUCCAACAGGUUGCAUAUGACUAUGGAAAGUCAUCACGGAUCAAAAGCACAUGUGUCUAUGGUGGAGCACCCAAAGGACCACAGAUCCGAGACCUUGAGAGAGGUGUGGAGAUUUGCAUUGCCACCCCUGGUCGUCUCAUAGACUUUUUGGAGGCAGGAAAGACUAACUUGCGUCGAUGCACGUACUUAGUGCUGGAUGAGGCCGAUCGCAUGCUUGACAUGGGUUUUGAGCCUCAAAUUCGCAAAAUAGUGGAGCAAAUCAGGCCUGACCGACAGACCCUGAUGUGGAGUGCGACCUGGCCAAAGGAAGUUCGACAGCUUGCUGAAGACUUUCUCAGAGACUACAUCCAAAUCAAUGUUGGUGCACUGGAGCUGAGUGCCAACCACAAUAUCCUGCAAAUAGUGGAUGUGUGCAUGGAAAAUGAAAAGGACAACAAACUUAUUCAACUUAUGGAGGAGAUUAUGGCUGAAAAGGAGAACAAAACCAUAAUUUUUGUAGAGACCAAGAAGCGUUGUGAUGAUCUAACCCGGAGGAUGAGGCGAGAUGGUUGGCCUGCUAUGUGUAUCCAUGGAGAUAAGAGUCAACCAGAAAGAGACUGGGUGCUCACAGAAUUCAGAAGUGGCAAAGCCCCCAUUCUGAUUGCCACCGAUGUAGCUUCACGUGGUCUGGAUGUGGAGGAUGUCAAGUUCGUCAUCAACUAUGACUAUCCCAGCUCCUCUGAGGACUACGUUCACCGUAUAGGACGUACAGCCCGCAGCACCAACAAAGGCACUGCCUAUACAUUCUUCACCCCAGGAAACCUCCGCCAGGCCCGAGACCUGGUCCGAGUUCUGGAGGAGGCCCGACAGGCCAUCAACCCCAAACUGCUACAGCUCCUGGACUCAGGGCGGGGAGGAGGGGGAGGCGGUGGACGCAUGCGCUUUCGCGGCAACAAUUCUAACAACCCCAACCUCAUGUAUCAAGAGGAAACCGAGCGGCGUAUGCGCACAGGUGGAGCCAGCAAAGAUGGGCGCGGCAGCUUCAACCGUGACAGCCGCAAUAACCGCGAUGGGGACCGCUCCAACUCCUCUUCCUCCUUCAGAGAUCGAGAUCGUAGAAACAACUUCAACAACUCAGAUCAGUACAACAACUACAACAGCGGCGGAGGCAGCUACAACUCCCGCAGCGGCCCGCCAGGGGGAGGGGGCCCAGAACAGCCCAACCAACCACCGGGUCAGUAUGGCCAGCCACCCCCACCUCCACCCACUGGAGCCCCACAGCCUCUCAUGGCUCAGCAGUUCCCCCCACCUCAGCCUCCCCUUAUGGGCUUCAUGGGCCAGCCUCCAUAUCCCUUUAACACACCCCCUCCACCCCCUCCAGGACCCCCACCUCCUCGAAAGUAACUCAUUAUUUUUAUUUUGUGUUUACAGUGUAUCUUUACUUGUGUGCCCAAAUGUUUUGUAUAAUGUAGUAAGGGCUUAUAUAUUUGUAGUCAUCAUUUCUACUAAUUUCUUCUUUAUCCACACUGCCUACCUGUGUUUAUGAAAGCCUUGGUUAUCAAAUUUUCUGUGAAACUUUGUACUAUGUAAAGUAGUAGACCUACUCAGAGAAAGUGUAUCACGAGUGUGCUGCAGAAAUCAGUUCUGAUCAAUAUUCUUACAUUCCAGUGUUGCUUGUCCUUACCUUUUUAGAGUAAAAUUUAUACCCGAUUCAAAAAAGGGGGCAGUAACUUUACGUAGAAAUUUAUAGACAGUGCUUGUACUAACCUGUACUGGCCCAAUUGUUUAUACACAAACCCGUGCUUCAGUCUUCCUUAUGCUUUAUGAUUAGAUGCAUUUUCCACGCAUGCCUUUCCAGCGUGUUAAUGAAGCUCUGUUACUUGACUUGUUACCUGCUACUUGUAAUAUAAUAGUUUUUUUGUAGUUUUCUUUCCCCAAUAAAUUGUGUU
Molecule: messenger RNA, 2723 nt
Organism: Periophthalmus magnuspinnatus
Lineage: Eukaryota; Metazoa; Chordata; Actinopteri; Gobiiformes; Gobiidae
Gene: ddx17
Product: DEAD-box helicase 17
Exons: 13
Coding region: 235-2178 (647 amino acids)
Biological process (GO): alternative mRNA splicing, via spliceosome
Cellular component (GO): cytoplasm; nucleus; ribonucleoprotein complex
Molecular function (GO): ATP binding; RNA binding; RNA helicase activity
Source: RefSeq, a predicted model, not a curated record